Messenger RNA from Coregonus clupeaformis (lake whitefish), 5826 nucleotides. RefSeq names its product proline-rich protein 36. Lineage: Eukaryota; Metazoa; Chordata; Actinopteri; Salmoniformes; Salmonidae. The coding region runs from base 1914 to 5006 and encodes 1030 amino acids. Gene Ontology annotation, cellular component: postsynaptic density. The record is from RefSeq and is a predicted model, not a curated record. The transcript is spliced from 4 exons. Gene Ontology annotation, biological process: inhibitory postsynaptic potential.
UCUCUUCCUUUCUCCCUCCCUCCACUGACAAGGAUACAAGACGUGUGCGGCGUCACUGAGAGGGAAAGAGAGGUCAGAGAGGGAGAGAGAAAGAGAGCGAUCGAGAGAAAGAGAGAGGGAGUCAGAAAGAGAGGGAGCGAACUGAACGGAGCAUCUAAGAGGAUAAUUGCCUGUUUGUUCACUGUGUCUCUAGUCCUGCUCUCCCUCCCAUUCUGUCUCACACACAUGCCUGCACACACACUCUCAGACACACACACACACACACACACACACGCUGACAGUCACCUGCAAAGCCACAGUGCUCAGGCUGGGAGAUGAAGAGGCUCACAGUUGAGGAGAUGAAUUUGGGGAAAAGAGAGUGAAACAGAGGGCACAGCAGAGGAAGAGAGAGAGAUAGAGAGAGAGAGAGAGAGAGAGAGAGAGAGAGGGACAGAUGGAGUACUCACUGAUUAUACUAGGGAACGGAGGAACAGAGCACACCAAGCAGCAGUGAAAGAGAGGAGUGAAAGAAAGAAAGGAAGAAAAAACUGGAGCGAUGUGAAAAUGAAAGAAUACCAAGGAACAACAAACAGCGAGGAGGAAAGAAGAGAAGAAGAAGAAGCAUAUGAGUGAAACAGAAAAGUGAAGAGAAGAAGAGGUGGUGUGUAUGACUCCUCUGUUCAGUGUCCUGAAGGAUAUACCGAGCAUCACUUUACUUCUACCCAAACAGCCCACAACAGAGGGAGAGGAAGACUAGUCCCAAGAGAGGAGGACUAGUCCCAUGAGAGGAGAAAAAAAAAAGAUAAUCGGAGGGCAGGUGUAAAAGAGUGAGAUAAGGGAUACAUGCUCUUGGUUGGUGCAGUGGAUUAACUGGAACCUGGGCUAUUCUGUUAUCCUGCACAAUGAGUGGAAGAUGAGUCACUGAGAAGAGGUACUGGAAGAGAGAGAGAGAGAGAGAAAAGGAGAGAACGUGAGCGACGAAGAUAGACCAUUAUGGGGAGUCACACAGUGCUGUUCCACAUCUUACCAAUCCAUUCUUCUUCCAGCCCCGUGGGACAAUGCUAAGCGGGCUGGAAGGGCCAGCCUGUAGAUUAGGUGAUGGGAAGGAUGGACAAUGUGUAUUCAGAGGAGCUGUGCCUAUUCUCCGGUAGAUACCAUGCCCCCGUCACAAUUCCAUCUCCUGGGAUAUUAUUAGAGGUACGUUGGAGCUGAGUGCAUCCAGGAGUCAUGCAACAUAAUGCCCUGUUCUCACGCUCACCUCUCUCUUCUGGGUCUUCUGACUUAUUUAAUGUGAAAUACAUGUCCUCUUUUAGAUGUAGAUUUUGUAUGAGGGAGAUCUGAGCCACACUUUAAGUUGGCACUUGCUCCCAUGUUUAAUGUGCUGACAUUAUUAUACUUUAACUCCUCAUUAUAAGGAAAUCAGGAAGCUGAGUGGACUAUAUUCUAAAUAAAUUAAGUUCUGUGGACUAUGAGAAUCUGGGUCACCCUGAAGACUUACUUUUUGACGUUAAAGCUCAGGUUACUGUUCUCUCUAUCCGUAGUCUGAGCAAAGUACAGACCUUUUGGCUUUGGUGACAUUUCUCAGGAAGUCAGAUAGCCAGAGAAACAUACACACACACUUGAGAAAGGACCAGUCCCUUGGAGUGCUGCAGAAGGGGGAUGGCAGGACGGACGGCACUGCAGUGUGACAUUUAUCUCGAAUCAUCUCCAUGAUCACUCAAACCAACAAGCUACAGCUGUCUCCCCUGAUCUGCUUGGUGAUGGAAUACAAUACAUGUAUCCCAUUGUCAUAGAGAAUAAACUAAUAGUCAACAGACAAAUUGCAUUGAGAUAGAAUAGACUUACUCCCUACUCUCUGACAGAAGAUUUUAUCACAUCAAACGGCCUGCAGGGACUGUGGAUGUCGGGGGGAAGAACAAGACGCCACAGGAGACAUGGUGAGCAUAGAGCCGAAUCACUUGCUCACUGGCCAACACACCAACAGCAAGACCGCCGACAAGCUGCCUGGCGCCAUGACCGUGCGCUCCGUGCUGCUCAACCGCGACUCACCAGACAUCGAGAGCCGCCUCAAGCGCCGCCGCAACCGCACCCACCAGGUCCGCUUCAAAGACCUGGAGGAUGGUGUAGGCGACGGGACCACUGGCGCUGGAGCUGGAACGAAGGGCCACCAGAGGAUUGCUGCUGAGUGUAACAGCCCCCACCCCCUCCGGAAGAACACACCCACGAGCCCCAUGGCCCCCCAGGGAUGGCUAACAGAGAGGUCAGUGGGGGGCAAGGUGUCCUCCAACCAGGCCUCGGUAGUGGGGGCUGUCAGAGGGGACAUGGCAGACACUAUUGAGGUAGUGGCAGCGUUUUUGGCUCGGGCGCCCCCUCACCCGCUCACCCCGGGGCCCACGCGCCGCUGCUGGGCACCACCACCAUCACCCCCACGGCCUUGCUCCCUCACACUACCCCUCUCCCGGAGGCAGUGCGCUAGCAUGGCCAUCCAGACCUCCUCCUGCCUCCAGAAGCCCAAGCUUCCGGCGCACUCGGCCAUCAGCACGCGCAGCCGAAAUGUGGGGGACUCGGUGUGGGUGAAUGGGGAUGACGAACAGGACAAUAAACAGGAUGAGUACUACACUACCCACAACCAUGUUUCAGAACCUGCAUCUAUAGAUGGAAACGGCCCUGGGUCUAAGGCUAAACAGGGAUUGGUGGACCAACCCCGGUGCCUCAGGACUAGCGAGGCUAACGAUGAGGCUAACGCUAGCUCCACUGCUGUUGGAAAUCACAUGGACUCUUCCAGGCAUGACUCUUCUUCUUCCCCUCCCCCAGUUCGGCUUCGGCACACUGCAGAGCCUUGCUACUGCGAUUCUGUGACCUGUGGGAGGGAGGGAUCUAAACGCCAGGGGAGUGCAACUCCGUCCCAAGUGAGGAGGAGAAGGCGCAUGAACCGUGGUAUCAGUGACCCAGGGAGGGAGGUGUCCUACUGUACCACUCCCACACAGACAGACAGUCCCUGUGUCUCCCCUCCUAACACCCCACCUCCCUCAACUGUGCAGCCCUGCACCUCCCCACCUCCCUCGACUGUGGAACCCUCCUCCCUCCAAACUCAGACUGUGCCUCUAUAUGCUUCCUUACCUAAAACUGUGCCAACCUCCACCCAUCCACAUUGUGAAACACCACCACUGGUGGUUCUGCCUUGCGCCCCCCCACCCCUGUCCAUCUGUACAUAUCCCCCGAAAAAAUCUGUGCUUCCUCCAACUGUGCUUCCAUCUAAAGCUCAAACCACUCCACCGCUCACUACACAAACUGAAACUGUCCCACCCUGUACCUCCCUGAUUCAAAUCAAACUAACAUGCACCACCACAACUACAACCACAGCCUCAAUUCCAAAUUGUCCCACCCCACCACCAACUCCAACGAUAGCCCCCUAUACAGCCCCUAAUUGCCAUGACCCAAAACCAACUCCUGUUCUAGCCCCCUACACUGCCCCAACUUGCCCCAAUCCAACACCAACUACAACUCUAGCCCCCUCCACUGCCCCAACUUUCCCCACCCCAAAUCCAACUCUAGCCCCCUACACAGCCCCAACUUGCCCCACCCCAACACCAACUCCAAAUAUAGCCCCCUGCACCAUCCUAACACAAACUCCCCCACCCUGCUCUUCCUUAAAUCAACCCAUAUCUCCACCUCCAAAUGUGACAUCAUGCCACCCCCCAGCCCAAACUGCCCCUCCCUACAUCUCCUUAAUUCAGACCAUACCACCUGGGAACCCCCCAUGUCAGACCGUACCACCCUGCUCCUCCCAACCUCCAGUAGUACCUUCCUACUCCGCCCACAUUCAACUAAAAUACUGCUCCUCUCCCUCUCCCAUUGUAAAAAGCUGCAACUCCCCGCCUCCAAUGGUAAAAUCCUACCAUACACUUCCAACGGGCCCAUCUUGUGCAACUCCAACGAAAACUGUGCCCCUCUACGCUUCCACGUUUCGGCCUGCGCCCCCCUACACCCCCCCACCUCAGGCCCAACACUGCAGCACUCAGGACAGCAGGGUGAUAGAGUGGGAGUGUAGGGGGGAGAGGAGGAUACUUCCACCACCACCCCCGCCCCCUCCCCCAUACACCCCACGCAAAGAGGGGGUGAGUUGCACCCCAGGCUUGGCCCGCCAGUCGUCCCUGCUCAGGCGGGCGGGUGAGAAGGAGAGGUCAGGAAGAUCAGGGUCACCCCUGCCCUGUCCUCAAGCCAGCUGUCUGAAACACAGAGCUCAAACACCCUUGGCGGUCCCUCUGAAAGGGAACCAGGGGGACCAGGGCUCCUCGCCCACCAAGGCCAUCUCCAGACCCACCUGCCUGGGCCAGGCUCAGGCUCAGCUAGGGGCUCAGCUUGGGGCCCUCCAUAAAAUGCUCUGCUCUGGGACCAACACCCCCAACAGCCAGCAAGCUCUCCCCCCCGGCCAGUGCCUGUCCGGGGACCGUGGCUGCUCUGGCUCUGGAGGGGGCCCCAUGGCCGGGCCCCUGACCUCCACCCAGGCCGACACCCUGAAGCAGGUGCAGGAGAUCCUGGGGGGGCUGGUGUCGGGGGCCAGGAGUAAACUGGAUCCGACCUGGGUGGCAGAGAAACUGAUGGGCCCCAAUGGUCCCCUGCACGACAUCCGGAGCCUGCAGACCCAGCUGCACAGCAUGGAGGGGGUCCUGGAGACCAGCCAGAACACUAUCAAGGUCCUGCUGGACGUCAUACAGGACCUGGAGAAGAAGGAGGCAGAGAGAGACGGGAGACACUCCUACCGGACAGGCCAGGACAUAGAGAACUGUGGCACGUGCAGAGACUGUGCCUGCAUCAUAUACAGUGUGGAGCAUGACUUCCGGCUGCAGGAGGGGGCAGUGAUCCGCACGUGGAGGGUAGGGGACCCUCCAGAGGGCUCCCCCCUAGCCACUGUGACCCCCCAGCCCACCACGCCACACCGCCAGGACUCACCCCUGCCGGUGACACCGGCACGCCCCUCUCACAGCGGCAAGAAGAGUCGGAAGAAGUGCUUUUGGUUCUUGUGAAUUUUAAAGGGGGAAAAGUAGGGAAGGACACAAUGAAUAAGGACACUCCUUCUAAAGACUGCGAGGGACUGAGUGGUGGUGUGUGGAGUGAUAUGGAAGGAGAGAGAAAAAGAAAAUGGACGCUCAAAACAAGUGUGAGAAGAAGCAGUAAACAAGAGAGAAAAUGAAGUGAGGUAUAAAAGAGAUAUUAAAGAGGUAUAAAAGUAGGUAAAGGACCUGGAAGACCCCUAGUGUGGAGAUGAAUGGAAUCUGUUUUGAUCCUGACGUGUUUGAACUGUAUAGAGUGGAAAGUGGAACAUGCAUGUGUUGUAGUUGCACCGAAAUGCCUCUUCAGCACCUGAGAUCAGUUGUUUGUGCGGGGAGGGAGGUACUGUAAAAUGUGCUGAAGUCUUCUGAAAACGUAACCAAUUAUAGAAGUGAAAGUGUAGUAGAUGAAAAGAAAGGAUAAGGCAGAGACUAAGUAUAAAAGGCUAGGGGAUGGAGGGAAUAAAAAAACAAGAGGAAAAUAAUGAGUGUACAGAGAAGAGAGGAAGGAUCCAUCCUCAUCACUAAUGGACAAAUGAGGGUCAGAACACCAGCUUUUAUAUCCAGAGAUGUUUCAGCCAAUCAAUUAUUACGAUGACCCUUAUUUAAAACUUUUAAUAGAAUUGAUCAUUCAAAAACGACAGACACACACACAUGCUCAAUCAGGCUGAGAAAUGCACCACGAGAAAAAGUGAGGGGUUAAAAUUAUUAAAGUGUACAUAAAACAGAGAGUUCUACUGCUUGAAUUGCUAUAUUUCAGAUACGGAUUACUGCUCUAUAAAGUAUUUUACCACAA